Sclerotinia borealis F-4128 is the source of this 849-nucleotide messenger RNA. The record is from the annotation of a GenBank genome assembly. NCBI's taxonomy places the organism in Eukaryota, Fungi, Ascomycota, Leotiomycetes, Helotiales, Sclerotiniaceae.
AUGCAAUACUCAAGCGCCCUUCUCUUGGCUCUGGCCGCUACCACCGUCUCUGCUGCAUCCGGUGUCUCAGGAACUAAGACCGCCUUAGGGGCUGCCAAGGCCACAGGAGUCGGGCUUGCUAAGGCCACAGGAGUCGGAGCUGUUAACUCCAGCGGAGCAGGUGCAAAGGCCAGCUUGGCUGCCCGCGUCGCAUACCGUCCAUACCGUCGUUCGAUUACCAAUGAGUCGGGUUCGGCAAAGGGAACAGGAGCUGCUGGUGCGGAUGAAGCUAGCGGGGGGUUCGCUAAGGCUACUGGGGCUCAGGGAGCAGGAAAUGCUAUGGCUUCUGGGGCUCAAGGAGCAGGGUCUGCUAAGGCUACCGGGGGAGCAAGUUCUGGUCAAGGUUCUAGUAAUGGUAACGGUAACGGUAAAGAUUCUAAUUCCGGCACCGGUUCGGCCAAUGCUAGUGGGUUUGGGGCAAAGGCAGCGGGUGAGAGUGGCGUUGCUGCAGCUUCUGGAGGUUCAGCCAAGGCUAGUGGAUUUGGCGCAAUGGCAGCGGGUGCGAGUGGUGUUGCUUCAGCCUCCGGAGGUUCUGGACAAAAGGCUAGUAAGACAGCAGAAGCGGGCUCUGCAAAAGCGACCGGAGCUGACUUCGCUUCGGGAUCUGGAGCUGGAACUGAAAACACCGAAAAGGGAGCUCCUCCUGUCUCAGGUAGCGGAGCAGCUUCAGCUUCAGCUUCGGGAUCUGAUGGUGCUUCCUCUACUUCUACUUCUCCAGCUAUGUCCACAGGUGGCGCCGCAUCUCUAUCUAAUAAUGGAGGAAUGGUCGCAGUUGCCGGUCUCGGUGUUGCAUUUGCUGUUUUCAUGUAG